AUGAUCAACCAGAGGUACAAAAAACCACUUGCAUAUAAGUGGUCUCGACAAAGGGUUCAUGAGAAUGAUGCUCGAAAAAAUAUGAUCUUUUGUAGAGAUGUUUUAGACAAUCUACAACCUUAUCAGAUUAUUUGGGAGCCUUAUUCUCAAGAAGUUCUUAAUGCACUGCCUGAAUGGUGUCGACGAGGGCAGAAUGUGUGGAUGGUGAAGGUGCCACUUAUUUUCGGAAUAUAUCCUGAGGAAGCUCAACAUCUAAAAAAGUUGAUACAAGACUAUAUUGCUUCUUUCAUCAAAGUAGGAGAUAAGGAAAAAGAAUUGGGACGCACUACCAUUGAACCAGAGGUUUUCAAAAAGACUCAUGUCAGGAAGAAAGAAAAUAAGUCAGAUCCGGAUGUGUGGGUGGAGGAAAGGGCCGAACGAACUUUUAAUGACUUUCAUAAGUACGUCGCUGAGAAUCUAGAUAGUUCGGUUCAAUUGACACCUGAACUGUCCACUCAGAUUUGGAAAGAAAAAGUGGUAGGGGGGACACAUAAGGGUAGAUGUUAUGGUCUAGGCUCUCGCAACGAUGUUAGACGCCUUCAGUCAGGCUUAGAAGGUAUUGGAUCGUCACGUCAAGCUGAGGCACUUGACGGUGUUCAGAUUGCUGCUAUGUCGGAUCAAAUAACUAAACUUACAGCGGCACUAGCAAAGUCGGAGUGGAAAAGAGUAGCUGAACAACAAAGCAUGAGUGAGACCGUUUAGCAAAUCAAAGAACAAGUGAUGAACCUCGCUCGUCGACCUACUACUUCGGCUUCCGAUGACACCGACGACGAGAGUGAUGAGGAUGAUUAUGUAGAUCUCACUCCCUAGUUUAGAUCUCUGGACAUUUAUGAACUUUUUGAAAUUUUAAAACGAAUUUUAAAAGACUUUAUAAGUCUUUAAUUUAUGAUUUAAAUACUUUUGAAUGUUAUUUUAAGUUUGUUAUUUUAUGUUUUGUUUAGACU
Molecule: messenger RNA, 983 nt
Organism: Solanum stenotomum
Lineage: Eukaryota; Viridiplantae; Streptophyta; Magnoliopsida; Solanales; Solanaceae
Exons: 5
Coding region: 1-741 (246 amino acids)
Source: RefSeq, a predicted model, not a curated record